CACAGCACCGGUGUCGGCGCUCCUCUGGAAGCAGCAGGUCGUGACAGGCUAGCUGCAGCGGGCUGUAAACAUGGCGGCGUGCACAGCUACAGGGCUGUGCCGAACACCCGGUCACUGUUAGCCCGAGAGACGCGGACACCCCGAACAUGGAGACCGAGGAGGAGCAGCACAUAACCACGCUCCUCUGCAUGGGCUUCCCAGAUCCGGACGUGAUCCGGAAAGCGCUCCGGCUGGCGAAGAAUGACAUCAACGAGGCAGUGGCGCUCCUGACGAACGAAAGCCCCGGACUCGGGUAUGGAUAUGAACCCAUGGAGAGUGGGCCUUCCUCCGGCUUGAGCUCGAGUGGAGACGGGGAGAGCAGCGGGCGGACCGGGACUGGGUUUGAUCCGCCUCCAGCAUACCACGACGUGGUGGAUAGCGAGAGAGGCAGUGAUGAGAAUGGGAACUGCUCAGGGGGCAGCAUGGAGUUUCCCACCACCAACCUGUACGAGCUGGAGAGUCGUGUCUUCACUGACCACUGGUCCAUCCCCUACAAGAGAGAGGAGUCCCUGGGCAAGUGUCUGAUCGCCUCCAGCUGCCUGGCCCGGCACGGUCUCACUGAUGCUGAUGAGAACUGCAAACGCUUCAUGGACCGCUGCAUGCCUGAGGCCUUUAAAAAGCUGUUGACCAGCAGCGCCGUGCACAAGUGGGGCACCGAGAUCCACGAGGGCAUCUACAACAUGCUGAUGCUGCUGGUGGAGCUGGUGGCUGAGCGGGUCAAGCAGAACCCUGUCCCUGUAACCCUGAUGGGAGUCCUGACCAUGGCCCUGAACCCGGACAACGAGUACCACUUCAAGAACCGCAUGAAGUCCUGCCAGAGGAACUGGGCCGAGGUGUUUGGAGAUGAAGCCAACAUGUUUGCUGUGUCUCCCAGUAACACCUAUCAGAAAGAGCCUCAUGGCUGGCUGGUGGAUUUAGUUAAUCGAUUUGGAGAGCUGGGAGGAUUCUCUGCCAUCCAGGCUAAACUCAACUCUGAGGAUAUAGAGAGCUCAUGUGUAUCAGCUCUGGUCCAGCCUCUUGGUGUUUGUGCUGAGUACUUAAACUCCAGCCUGGUCCAGCCCAUGCUUGAUCCGGUCAUACACAAGACCAUCAAAUACGUGCAGAACCUGGAGGAAAAGGACCUCAAAGAUAAGCGUCUAGUGAGCAUCCCAGACCUGCUGUCAGCCAUCAAGCUGCUGUGCAUGAGGUUCCAGAGGGAGUUGGUGGCUGUGGUGGAUGACCUGAGGCUGGACACGCUGCUGCGCAUGCUCAAAACCCCCCACUUCUCCACCAAGAUGAACUCGCUCAAAGAGGUUACUAAACUAAUAGAAGAGAGCACCGUGUCUAAAACAGUGAAGAAUGCCAUCGACACAGAUAAACUGCUGGACUGGCUCGUGGAGAACUCGGUCCUGUCAAUAGCUCUGGAAGGAAACAUUGACCAGGCACAGUACUGUGAACGGAUCAAGGGAAUCAUUGAGCUGCUGGGGAGUAAACUGUCUCUGGAUGAACUCACCAAGAUCUGGAGAAUACAGGCGGGCCAGUCAUCAACUGUGAUUGAAAACAUUCAUACAAUUAUUGCUGCUGCUGCUGUGAAGUUCAGCUUCGACCAGCUCACCCACCUCUUCGUUCUCAUCCAGAAGAGCUGGGAGGUGGAGAGCGAUCGUGUUCGUCAGAAGUUACUCAGUCUGAUUGGGAGAAUAGGCCGUGAAGCUCGCUCUGAAACCACCACAGGAAAGGUGCUGGAGGUGCUGUGGGAGCUGGCCCACCUCCCCACGCUGCCGACCAGCCUGGUUCAGCAGGCGCUGGAGGAACACCUGGGGAUUCUGAGCGACGCCUAUGCUGUCAAGGAGACAGUGAAACGCAGUUACAUCAUUAAAUGUAUCGAGGACAUCAAGAAGGCUUCUCAGCAGAGCGUUCCUCAGGCCGUCUGGGUUGUUCCRGCCCUCCGACAGCUGCACGAAAUCACUCGUUCUUUCAUCAAGCAGACCUACCAGAAACAGGACAAGAGCAUCAUCCAGGACUUAAAGAAGAACUUUGAGAUCAUUAAGCUGAUCACAGGGUCUCUGGUGUGCUGCCACCGCCUGGCAGUGACGGCUUCAGGCAAUAACGGGCUCUCCUGCUCCACUCUGGUGGACGGCAGGUACACCUACCAGGAGUAUCUGGACAGUCACCUGCGCUUCCUGGCCUUCUUCCUCCAAGAAGCCAGCCUCUACCUGGUGUGGAACAGAGCCAAGGAGCUCUGGGAGUGUCUGGUGUCCGGGCCGGACGUUUGUGAACUUGACCGUGAGAUGUGUUUUGAGUGGUUCACUAAAGGACAACAUGACCUGGAGAGUGACGUCCAGCAGCAGCUCUUUAAGGAGAAAAUCUUAAAACUGGAGCCUUAUGAGAUCACUAUGAACGGUUUUAAUUUGUUCAAGACUUUCUUUGAGAACGUCAAUCUGUGUGACCACCGUCUGAAGCGUCAGGGAACUCAGCUGUGUGUGGAGCGUCUUGACCUGGCGGGGAUGGAUUUUAUUUGGCGCAUCGCCAUGGAAACCCCUGAUGAAGAGAUAGCCAAUGAAGCGAUCCAGCUAAUAAUCACAUACAGCUACACCAACCUCAAUCCUAAAAUGAAGAAGGAUUCUGUCWCUUUGCACAAGAAGUUUAUAGCUGAUUGCUACAAGCGUCUGGAGGCUGCCAGCUCGGCCCUGGGCGGGCCCACUUUAACCCACGCCGUUACCAAGGCCACCAAGAUGCUGACGGCCACUGCCAUGCCCACUGUGGCCACAUCUGUACAGUCACCUUCCAGGUACAGAGGGGGGUUUGGGUCCACAAAGCUGGUGAUAAUUGAAAGACUGUUGUUAUUGGCUGAACGUUACGUCAUCACUAUAGAGGACAUGUACUCAUUUCCUCGCACUAUCCUACCUCAUGGGGCCUCGUUUAACGGACACCCCGUCACUCUUCACAUCACCUAUGAGUCAACCAAAGACACGUUUGCUCUGGAGACCCACAGUAAUGAGACCAUAGGAAGCAUCCGCUGGAAGAUCUCAGAGCAUCUGAGCUGUCCAGUAGAUAAUGUCCAGAUCUUUGCUAACGACAGCAUGCUGACCAUGAAUCGGGACCAGAAGCUGCUGUCCCAGCUGGGCUUCAGUGAUGAGCAGACCCUGACGGUGAAGAGCUCAGGCACUGGCACUCCUUCAGGCAGCUCAGAGUCCUCAGCCUCGGCCUCCAGCAGUUCCAGCUCUGCCGUCUUCAACUCUGCCUACGCCUUGGAGCAGGAGAAGUCUCUGCCUGGGGUGGUGAUGGCUUUGGUCUGCAACGUCUUUGAGAUGCUUUACCAGCUGGCUAACUUGGAUGAGCCCAGAAUCACUCUUCGUGUGAGGAAGCUGCUGCUGCUGAUUCCAACAGAUCCUGAAGUGCAAGAUGCUCUCGACAACUUUGUCCCCAAAGAAUCCAGCGUGUGGAGCCACCAGAAGACACUGUUCACCCUGGGCCAGGGUGCAGGCUCUCGUUCUCCUUCUGUUACCCCCAAGCAGCAGCAUCAGCCCAGCGCUGCGUCCAUCCUGGAGUCUCUGUURAGGUCGUCAGCUCCUGGCAUGUCUACAUUUAGAGUGCUGUACAACCUGGAGGUACUGAGUUCAAAGCUCAUGCCAACAUCAGAUGAUGAGAUGGCAAAAACAAGCAGCAAGUCUUUCUGUGAGAACUUCCUGAAGGCAGGAGGCCUUAGCCUGGUGGUCAACGUCAUGCAGAGAGACUCCAUCCCCUCUGAAGUGGACUACGAGACCAGACAAGGAGUCUACUCGAUCUGCCUUCAGUUAGCCAGGUUCCUCCUGGUUGGUCAGAGCAUGCCUGCAGCGCUGGAUGAUGAUGUCAUCAGGGACGGCGAGGCGCUGUCCUCCCGGCCCUUCCGUAACACGGGGCGUAGCGGGCGACAGCUGUCUCUGUGCGGGACUCCAGAGAAGUCGUCCUGCAGACAGAUGUCCCUGUCUGAGCGCUCAUCCAUACGAGUGGAGGAGAUCAUUCCUGCUGCUCGAGUGGCCAUUCAGACCAUGGAGGUGAAUGACUUCACCUCCACUGUAACCUGCUUCAUGCGUCUAACCUGGGCGGCUGCAGCAGGACGGUUGGAUCUGGUCGGCAGCCCACAGCCAAUCAGAGAGACCCACAGCUCCCUGCUGCCACAAGGGGUCCGCACCCGAGUCAGCAGCACCGGAAGUAACUGCAGCUCCAGCAGUGAGGGUGAGACCACACCCACAGCACUGCAUGUUGGGAUAUGUGUCCGACAGCAGUACGUCUCCACCAAAGACGCCAUCAUCGCCCGGGAGGCUUUGUCUCUGCUGGUGACCUGCCUGCAGCUCCGCUGCCAGCAGCUGGCUUCGUUUUACACCAUUCCCUCCGUCAAUGAUUUUAUUAUUGAUAUUCUGCUGGGCUCUCCCAGCUCAGAGAUCCGCAGAGUGGCCUGUGAUCAGCUGUACACACUGAGCCAGUCUGACACGUCUGCCUUCCCUGAAGUACAGAAAGCCAACCUGUUCCUGCUCUCUGUCAUCCUCACUGCCCAGCUGCCUCUCUGGAGCCCCACGUCUGUCAUGAGAGGAGUCAACCAGAGGUUACUGUCUCAGUGCACAGAGUACUUUGAUCUAAGAUGCCAGCUCCUGGAUGAUCUAACAACCUCAGAGAUGGAGGUGUUACAGGUGAGUGCUGCCACCAUGCUGGAGGAUGAGAUCUCCUGGCUGGACAACUUUGAGCCCAGCUGGAGCUCUGAGAUGGAGACCAGCGAGGCAGAUAACAUCCUGCUGGCAGGACAUCUGCGACUCAUCAAGACACUGCUGUCUCUCUGCGGCAGUGAGAAGGAACAUCUGGGUCCGUCUGUCAUCCAGCAGUUGUUGGACGACUUCCUGUUUCGAGCAUCUCGUAUCAUCAUCAACAGCUCCAACGCCACUCCCUCUCCUGCACCGAGCCACGACUUCCACCCCAAGUGCAGCACAGCCAGCAGCAGGCUGGCAGCCUAUGAGGUGCUGGUGAUGCUAGCAGACAGCUCUCUGUCCAACCUUCGCCUCAUCACCAAGGAGUUACUGUCCAUGCACCACCAGUCUGAUCCAUCCCUGUCCAAGGAGUUUGAUUAUUUACCUCCUGUGGAGAGCCGGUCGGUGUCAGGCUUCGUAGGCUUGAAGAACGGUGGAGCCACGUGUUACAUGAACGCUGUGUUCCAGCAGCUGUAUAUGCAGCCUGGCCUUCCUGAGGCUUUCCUGUUGAUUGAGGACGACAUCGACCAGCCUGAGGAAAGUGUCUUCUACCAGGUGCAGUCUUUGUUUGGUCACCUGAUGGAGAGCAAGCUGCAGUACUACGUGCCUGAGAACUUCUGGAAG
Molecule: messenger RNA, 5360 nt
Organism: Austrofundulus limnaeus
Lineage: Eukaryota; Metazoa; Chordata; Actinopteri; Cyprinodontiformes; Rivulidae
Gene: usp24
Product: ubiquitin specific peptidase 24
Biological process (GO): protein deubiquitination
Cellular component (GO): cytosol; nucleus
Molecular function (GO): protein binding; cysteine-type deubiquitinase activity
Source: RefSeq, a predicted model, not a curated record